Molecule: messenger RNA, 3064 nt
Organism: Equus caballus (horse)
Lineage: Eukaryota; Metazoa; Chordata; Mammalia; Perissodactyla; Equidae
Gene: PDE4C
Product: phosphodiesterase 4C
Biological process (GO): signal transduction
Cellular component (GO): cytosol; nucleus; perinuclear region of cytoplasm
Molecular function (GO): 3',5'-cyclic-AMP phosphodiesterase activity
Source: RefSeq, a predicted model, not a curated record
UCCAGCCUCCAGGCCGUCUCGGCGAUGCAGGGCUGCCCCGCGCCCGCCGCGGCCCCCGGGCCCGGCUCCCCCCGGGGCUCCCCGCGCGGCUCCCCCGGGCUCUUCAGGAAGCUCCUGGUGACCCAGAGCAUCCGCCUGCAGCGGCGCUUCACCGUGGCCCAUCCGCUGUGCUUUGACCUGGAAAAUGGGCUCUCCAGCGGAAGAAGCCCCCUGGAUCCUCAGGCCGGGCCUAGCCUUGGCCGGAUCGUCCAGGUCGCCGCCCAGCAUAGCCAGAGGCGGGAGUCUUUCCUGUACCGCUCAGACAGUGACUUCCAACUCUUGCCCAAGGCCACGUCCUGGAAUUCCUCCGUGGCCAGCGACCUACAGGGAGAAGACAUGAUUGUGACGCCCUUUGCCCAGGUCCUUGCCAGUCUGCGGACGGUUCGGAGCAACGUUGCGGCCCUUGCCCACCUGCAAGGCCGCGGGGCUACCAAGCAGGCACCGGUCGGGAAGCCGCCUUCUGGCAGUCAGGCCCCUCCAUCUACAGAGGACCCUGGGCAGAAGCUGGCUUUGGAAACCCUGGACGAGCUGGACUGGUGUCUGGAUCAGCUGGAGACUCUGCAGACGCGGCACUCGGUGGGGGAGAUGGCAUCCAACAAGUUCAAGCGGAUGCUGAACCGAGAGUUGACUCACCUGUCCGAAACCAGCCGCUCUGGGAACCAGGUGUCUGAGUACAUAUCCCGAACCUUCCUGGACCAGCAGACUGAGGUGGAGCUGCCCAGGGUGACCCCUACAGAGCCCCCGAAGCCCAUAUCCCAGAUCAGUGGCCUGCGUGGGCUCCCCCACAGUGCCAGCCUCUCUGCAGCCACCUUCCCACGCUUUGGCGUCCAGACUGACCAGGAGGGGCAACUGGCCAAGGAACUGGAAGACACCAACAAGUGGGGGCUUGACGUGUUCAAGGUGGCAGAGCUAAGUGGGAACCGGCCCCUCACAGCCAUUAUAUUCAGCAUCUUUCAGGAACGGGACCUGCUCAAGACAUUUCAGAUCCCGGCAGACACCCUAGUCACCUACCUGCUCACGCUGGAGGGUCACUACCGCGCCGACGUGGCCUACCACAACAGCCUCCACGCUGCCGACGUGGCCCAGUCCACACACGUGCUGCUGGCGACGCCCGCCCUCCAGGCCGUUUUCACAGACCUGGAAGUCCUGGCUGCCAUCUUCGCAAGCGCCAUCCACGAUGUGGACCAUCCGGGCGUCUCCAACCAGUUUCUCAUUAACACCAACUCGGAGCUCGCGCUUAUGUACAACGAUGCCUCCGUGCUGGAGAACCACCACCUGGCCGUGGGCUUCAAGCUGCUGCAAGCAGAGAACUGUGACAUCUUCCAGAACCUCAGCGCCAAGCAGCGGCUGAGUCUGCGCAGGAUGGUCAUCGACAUGGUGCUGGCCACCGACAUGUCCAAACACAUGAGCCUCCUGGCAGACCUGAAGACCAUGGUGGAGACCAAGAAGGUGGCGAGCCUCGGAGUCCUGCUGCUCGACAACUACUCCGACCGCAUCCAGGUCUUGCAGAACCUGGUGCACUGCGCCGACCUGAGCAACCCCACCAAACCGCUGCCCCUGUACCGCCAGUGGACGGACCGCAUCAUGGCCGAGUUCUUCCAGCAGGGCGACCGCGAGCGCGAGUCGGGCCUGGACGUCAGCCCCAUGUGCGACAAGCACACGGCCUCGGUGGAGAAGUCCCAGGUGGGCUUCAUUGACUACAUUGCCCACCCACUGUGGGAGACGUGGGCCGACCUGGUACACCCAGAUGCACAGGACCUGCUGGACACACUAGAGGACAACCGCGAGUGGUACCAGAGCAAGGUCCCCCGAAGCCCCAUGGAUCCCACCAGCCCUGAGCAGGGUAGCCCUGACAGAUUCCAGUUUGAGCUGACUCUGGAUGAGGCGGAAGAAGAGAAGGAGGCAGAGGAGGAGGGAGCGUUGGAUGGGGAGGCCUCAGAGUCACCUGACACUGAGCUCCUGUCCCCUGAGGCCAGCCUGGACCCUGGGGGGCUCCUCCUGGACAACCAGAGGACCGCGGGCAAGCCCUGCAAGAACCAUGAGGGUGGCGUGAUGGCUGAGCCCUUUGGCAACUAAUGGCCCCUGGCGGGUGGGUGGACUUUCCAGGAAGAGGUCCCAGGGGGCCCCUGCCUUGCCUUCCCCACCCCCUGAGAGAGACAACCAAGCGUUUAGUUACAGGCAGGUCUCAGGGUGGAACUGGAGGCCCCUGGCUGGGGUCCACUCUGACUCCAGGCUCUGCUGAGAGAGCUCUCCGAGGGGCUGGGCUAGGGUUAGCCUCUUCCAGAGCCCUUGGGAUCUCCUUCCUGGACUUCCACCCUUGGCGUGGAAAGGGGGCGUCUGCCAGGUCCCCUGCCGGCCUCCUCCGGUGCUCACUCAUGAGCCACACCCAUCACUAUUCUUUCAUUCUCUGUCAGAUAUUUAUUGGGCCUGAUAUGUGCCAGGCCUGUGCCUGCUGUGCCUCGGUGUGGCCCUGCUCGAGCGGUGGGGCUCAGCCUCAAGGAGAUGCCCCCACAGCGCCCCCCUUCCGCCAGGCAGCUCGCUGCGGGAGAGCGGACCUUGAGUCGGGGAGUGCGCGGCAGAGCUGCCGUCGGCCCGGUGCUCCGGGGCUGGAGGGGCGCCCCGCAGGCUGAUUCGGGGGUCGCGCUUGCGCACCGGCCGCAGUUUCCGCCUUUGGUCGGUUUCCGGUGCACACGCCCCUGUUCUCUCUGACCUCAGAGCCCCCUGCUCGGUGCCCCCGUUCUCCACUUAUAGAACAGCAACAAAAGCACAGAAUCCGCAACCCCCGCCCCCCGCAGGUCUCUGCGCCUCCUGAGUCUGACCCCCCCCCCCCCAGGGGAAAGGAGGCCUCUGACCCUUUCUUGCCAGUCACAGACCCUUCUGGGCCUCAGUUUCCCGUCUGUGGCCUAGUCUAGUGCUUGGGUAAACUAUGGUUGAGGGGUGGUGUCUCUGACCUCCCCGAAAUAGCUUAGAAAUUGGGGGCAUUGAACAUUUUCUGGGGCUAAAUAAAUCUUAUCACCCAAAUUUA